AUGCCUCGUUCAAAGCGUGCGCGCGUUGUCCACGAGUCCAAGACUACCAAGAAGUCCCACAAGGAACAGACCCGCCGGCUGUAUGCCAAUAUCCGAGAAUGUGUGGAGGAAUACGAUCAUCUGUUUGUCUUUGCGGUGGAUAACAUGCGCAACACCUAUCUGAAGGAUGUGCGCACUGAAUUUGCCGAUAGCCGUCUCUUCUUCGGCAAAACCAAAGUCAUGGCCGUGGCUCUCGGCAACAACCCCGAAACCGAGGCCGCCGACAAUCUGCACAAGCUCACGCCCUACCUCAGCGGCGCAGUCGGGCUCCUGUUCACCUCCCGCACCCCGGAGUCAGUGACCAGCUUCUUCGACAACUUCCGUCCGCAGGACUUUGCCCGAGCCGGCACCGAGGCCACGCGCUCGUUCAGCAUCCCCAACGGGCUGGUCUACUCGCGCGCAGGCGAGAUCCCCACCGAAGACGACGAGCCUAUCAGCCACACGAUCGAGCCGGCACUGCGCAAGCUGGGCGUGCCGACCCGCCUGGUCAAGGGGAAAGUGUCGCUUGAGUUGACGGAGGACCAGGAAGGGUACCAGGUGUGCCGGGAAGGUGAAACACUGGACUCGCGGCAGACGACUCUGCUGAAGAUGUUUGGGGUGACGUCCUCUGAGUUCAAGGUCGAUUUGAAGGCUUACUGGACGCGGAGUACGGGCGAGGUCAAGAUUUUGGAGGAGAACCAGGGUGGGAUGGAGGUUGAUGCGUAG
Molecule: messenger RNA, 744 nt
Organism: Penicillium alfredii
Lineage: Eukaryota; Fungi; Ascomycota; Eurotiomycetes; Eurotiales; Aspergillaceae
Product: ribosome assembly factor MRT4
Exons: 2
Coding region: 1-744 (247 amino acids)
Biological process (GO): ribosomal large subunit assembly; rRNA processing; nuclear-transcribed mRNA catabolic process
Cellular component (GO): nucleolus; preribosome, large subunit precursor
Molecular function (GO): RNA binding
Source: RefSeq, a predicted model, not a curated record